AUGGUUGGCAUGGAAGCCGCUGCACUGUCUGCUGCAAUAACUGGAAUACUGAAGGUUGUGGGAAACAAGUUAGCUCCACUGGUCAUCAAAGAGUACAGCUCUAUAGUGAGUGUGAAAAAGGACCUCCAGGAGCUCCAAGAUCUGGUUCAGGAGAUCAAUUGUCGGCUGGGAACAGCAGAAGAUAGAGCUACAGGGGAUGUUCCAUGGCUCAAAAAAUUGAAACAAGUGGCUUACGAUGUUGAUGAUGUUGUGGAUGAGUUCCAGCUAAAGGCUGAGAAACAUGACGCUAAUGGUGGUGGUGGAUUUGUGUCCAGGUACCUGCACACAAAAACUGAAUCAUUUAUAUUUCAAUGCAAGGCGGCCAAAAAGAUCAAGAAAAUCAAUAAGAGAUUUGCUAAGAUUGUGAAGCAAAGAACUGACUUGACUGCAAUAUUUGGACAUGAUCCUGUUAGCCAUAUAAACAUGUCAGUUGUCAAUAUGCAAACAUUGCCUGUCGGGGAUGAGGCAACAAUACUUGGAAGAGACCAAGAGAUGCACCUAAUAAUAUCUAAUCUGGUAGAGACUAAUGACAAACAGGAAUUCAAGGUAGUUUCCAUUGUUGGACUUGGUGGCUCUGGGAAAACUGCCCUGGCUAAACUGAUUUUCAAUGAUGGUGAAACAAUAGAGAAGCAUUUUGAAGUAAGACUAUGGGUUCAUGUGUCACAAGAAUUUGAUUCUGAAAAGCUCAUCAAGAAACUGUUUGAGGCUUUUGCUGAUAAAGAUACUGGACAGCCUUCUUUGCCGUAUAUGAGCAAAAGAAUCCAAGGGGGGUUGACUCAGAAGAAGUUUCUGAUUGUAAUGGAUGAUGUUUGGACUGAGUCCCAAAAUAAGUGGGGAGAAAUAAUGGGCUAUCUGAAAACUGGCGCACCUGGAAGUGGCCUUUUACUCACUACUCGCAGUAUAAAAGUUGCAGAAGCAGUGCGAUCCACAUACCAGUUAUGUUUGCCACGCUUAUCUCAGGAUGAUAGCUGGCAUCUGUUCCAACAAAGCUUUAGGAUGCCUGCGAAAUUUUUGGAUUCUGACUUUACAUUGGUUGCAAAAGAGAUUAUUCAAGCAUGUUGUGGGUUGCCGCUAGCAAUUAAAGUUCUUGCAGGUUCUCUUGCUGACAAGGAACUAAUAGGAGAGUGGCAGGCCAUGAGAGACAUUUUGUUAGAUGUUGAGGGUGAAGCAGUAUCUGCAUGCUUGAAUUUGAGCUAUUUAAAUUUGCCUUCCCAUCUGAAGCAGUGUUUCACAAUGUGUUCAUUAUUUCCUAAAGGUCAUCUGAUCUAUAAACAACAAUUGAUUGACCAAUGGAUUGCCCAUGAUAUGAUCAGUUUGAGUCCUGGAGUUGAUGAUUUGGAGCAUAUUGGCCACAUGUACUUUAAUUCACUUGUACAAUUGUUCUUUUUACAAGAUGUGGAGGAAUAUGAAGGGGCGGUGAGAUGCAAGAUGCAUGAUUUGUUUCAUGAUCUUGCCCGGUCCAUCUUGUGUGAGGAAAUUUCAACUAUUGUGCAAGAGGAUGCAACCAGUUACACAAGAGGCUACAGAUACUUUUCUUUAAUUGAACAACCAAGAAAACUUUUGCCUGAAGAGGUUUUUGAAAAUGCACGUGUUAUAUAUGUUGAUAAGGGAGAUGGCAUAAAAUUUGGCAAGGCACUGAAGAACACAAAGCACUUGCGCAGUAUCAUUCUGAAUUCUAUUUCGUCAACAGCAGUGUUGACAUCCAUACUUCAUGUAAAAAAUCUGAAAUAUCUUGAAAUAUCUCAGUUGAAAUGUGAGGCACUCCCUGAAGCUAUUUCAGAUAUUUGGAGCAUGCAAGCUCUUUACAUAAAAUCAAGCGGUCUUCUUGAGUUGCCUAAAUCCAUUGGGAUGCUGAAAAAGUUAAGAACACUGAGCCUAACAGGGUGUUCUAGGCUGAAGACUUUACCAGAUUCUAUUGGUGAUUGUGACAUGCUUUCAACUCUGGAUUUCACAGAUUGCAUUGCAUUUAAGGAGCUGCCAAAUUCUAUAGGUAGGAACAAAAGACUAAGAGUGUUGAGACUAGUUUGCACCGGGAUUGUUAGGCUACCAUCAAGUAUCACAACUCUAGAAAAUCUUGAGUAUUUGAAACUUGAGAGGAACAUGCCAACAGAGUUCCCUGAAGGCAUAGGGAACUUGACAAAGAUUAAAGCAUUGGAACUAGAUAAAUAUAUAGCCAUACCAUCUGGCAUUGGGCAGCUCACUCGACUAGAAAAACUUAAUUCGUUUUGUGUGGAAUUCGAUGUAAAAUAUGCACGAAUCUCAGAGCUAGAAACUUUAUCGAGGAUAAGUGGGAAACUAGCUAUCAAUUUUCUUGGACGCUUGAUGGAUUCGUGUGAUGCACGCAGGGCAUGCUUGAAACAAAAGGAAAAUUUACAUGAGCUGGAACUUUCAUGGGGGCCUCGUCAUAGGAGUUUGAAUGACGAACAUGAGGUUGCUGUAUUGGAUGGUCUGGAACCUCCAUUAGGGAUCAAACAACUUACGAUAAGAAUGUAUGGAGGUGGACAAUUUGCAUGGUGGAUGCUGAAGCAAGUCGGUGGUGGAGUACAGGGGUCUCGUCAAUUCCCCUUUUUGACCAAGAUGAUUCUGUUUGAUUUCCCAAACUUGAAGCAAUUGGAUGGGCUUGUGCAGUUGCCUUGUUUGGAGAAGCUUCAUCUGAAGGAUAUGCCUGCUCUUGAGAGCAUAAGUGGAGGACCAUUCCCUUCGCUUGUGAAGUUAAAAAUGGAGGGAUUGUGUAGUCUAGGAGAGGUGUGGAUGGUACCAGACAGGACCUUUUUUGGCAACGAGGAGGGAGAGGGCUGCAACAACUAUAAUCCUCAUCAAUCAGGACAAGUGCAAAUUGGUAGUCAUCUUACAGAUUUGGAUAUAUAUUGUUGUCCUAAAUUGAGGGUAAAGCCAUACUUCACGGAUUCACUAGAGCACUUGCAGUUGGACACAUGCAACAUCAACAUGCUGCUGUAUCCAUGCCAAGGCCAAGGGUCCUCUUCAUCCUACUCUACUUCUCCACUAUCUUAUAGCCACCUGAAGGUGGUUGAACUACUGCGUAUGAAAUCAUCGUUGCCAUUAUCACCUGGAUUAGGAUCUGCUGGAUGUGGGUCGGAGAUGCUCCAGCACAUGUCGGCACUUGAGUCGUUGGUGAUUUUCUGCUGCAAUGAUCUAACCGAACUGCCUGAGUGCCUAGGGGAACUCUGUUCGCUGCAAAAGAUGACCAUCAAGAAGUGUAAUAGCUUAUGCAGCCUUCCCAAGUCAAUAGGUCGCCUCACCUCCCUCCAAGAGCUCGAAAUACAAGAGUGUGAGGCGCUUGUCCAGUUUCCGGAAAGCUUGGGAGAGCUAUGCUCUCUAUAUAGGCUCGAGAUUGACCGUUUGCCAGUCUUGACUUGCCUUCCCAAAUCCUUGUGCCACCUUAGGUCCCUCAAGGAGCUCAGCAUAGGAUGCUGCGAUGUGCUCGGUGAACUACCCGAAUGUCUGGGUGAGCUCCACCGCCUACGCAAAUUCAAGAUUUGGGGUUUGGAUAGCCUGACCCAUCUUCCCCAAUCCUUGUGCUGCCUCAUGUCCCUGCAAGUGCUCGAGAUAGGGCUGUGCGAUGCAAUUGGGGAACUGCCUGAAUGCCUAGGCGAGCUCCACUGCCUAGGCAAAUUCAGGAUUUGGGAACUGCCCAGCCUAAGUUGCCUUCCCCAAUCCUUAUGCCGCCUCACCUCCUCCCUUGAGAAGUUUGAGAUUGUGUCUUGCCCGGGCAUCAGAUCCUUGCCGGAGUGGAUGAAGGACCUCACCGCUCUGCAACGAUUGGAGAUCAGUGGCUGUCCUCAUCUAGAGAGGCGCUGCGAUAAAGAAAUCGGGGAGGACUGGCAUCUCAUCUCCCACAUCCCUGUUUUGAGGAUUGGGUAG
Miscanthus lutarioriparius is the source of this 3921-nucleotide messenger RNA. NCBI's taxonomy places the organism in Eukaryota, Viridiplantae, Streptophyta, Magnoliopsida, Poales, Poaceae. The record is from the annotation of a GenBank genome assembly.